This is a messenger RNA of Pseudogymnoascus destructans, 1630 nucleotides long. RefSeq lists its product as uncharacterized. The record is from RefSeq and is a predicted model, not a curated record. The transcript has 3 exons. Bases 1 to 1458 code for a protein of 485 amino acids. NCBI's taxonomy places the organism in Eukaryota, Fungi, Ascomycota, Leotiomycetes, Thelebolales, Thelebolaceae.
AUGCCACCCUCUCCCACCAUCCACUCCUUCUUCAAGCCCAUCUCUUCUUCCACUCCCAACAACACACCCUCCUACCCAGGCGACGGUUUCACUCCCACCGACCCAUCUGCCGACUCAUCCACAGACCCGCUCUAUACCCCUUUCGCCCCUACACGAACAUACACACAGCAUGCCAUCGUCGCUCUCACUGCUGGCUCGCGACCAGUCCGUUUCCAAGGCCGAGUCGCCAACUUCAGGGUAACAUAUGGCAAAAGCAAACGCGUUAAACUCUACUUCUCCCCCCUCCCACCACCCCUCCACCUCACCCAGCUCAUCACAAUAUACACCCCCCACCUCGUCCGCGCCUCCUCCCUAAUCUUCGCCCCCUCCCCCUCCCCCCUCUCCCCGCCCACCACCCCAUGCACCCCCCUCCAACCCCCCACCCCUCUCGGAACCUCCAUCUUCCCCGGCCGCGACUCCGGCGUCCACCUUAUCCUCCACCCCCCAACCUCCUCCCCAACCCUCUACCGCACCCCCCUCUCCUCCCCCACCGGCCAAAUGACCCUCUCCUCCUUCCUCACCAGCGGCCACGAGCUCCCCGCUGCGCGCCUCCUCCUCGUCUUAACCGCCAUCCACCCCUCGCGGAAAGUCCAUAAAAAGGACCCUCCCAGCCCAGGCCACCCGGCGCGGAUGACUGAUUUCGUGGUCUCGGAAUUGGUACUGGCGGAUCGAACGGGGGAGUGCAAAUUAACGCUUUUUGACCAUGCGACGGUGCCGUUUAAGGUGGGUACCGUGCUGUUGAUUACGGGGGCGACGAUGAAGAGGGGCGGAGAGAAGGCGUGUAUUUCCCUGGGACAGGAGAGUCUGGUGGAUGCGGAGCCGGAGGUUAAGGGGGUCGAGGUAUUGAGGAGGUGGGCGGAAAAGGGGCAGAGGUUAAGUACGAAGAGGCAGGAGAUUCCGGACAAAGUGAUGGAGAAGUUGGAGGAGACGGUGGGGGAGGCGGGGUUGUAUACCCUUGCUGAGUUGGAGGAGAGGGUGCGUGAGGAGGAAGGGGGGUGGACGUUGUGGUUGAGUUUGGUGGUUGGACAGCUGAAUCUUGUGAGGGUUGUGCGGAGGGGGAUGGCGGGAGUUGGGGAGUGCUGCGGAAUCCCGAUCUACUCCCCCGAACCCACCGCCCCAUGCCUCACCUGCGGCACAAUCCAAACCCUAUCCAUCAACCCCGCCAUAAUAGGAUUAUUACUUGAUGAAACCGGCGCGCUUGAAGCAGAAAAACUACAAUGGAUGCCAAAAGCGUGGAAAGAGCUUCUCGGGGAAGCCGGAGCGAUGGGGAUACUAGGCGGGAAUAAAGAGGCUGAAGAUGCGGCCGCGAUAAAUGAAAUAAGAGAGAUGCAGCAGAGGAUCACGGGGUUGAGGUUUAGUUUUCUGAUGGGGUGGUCGGGAGAGGUUGGGAGGUUAUGUGUUCUGGGAGUGAGAAUGUGAUGAAGGCUGGUUUGGAGAUGUGCCUGGUGCUUGCUUAUGGCCGACUGGCAUGAGGAGAUAAUAGGGGGUUGCUGAGCGUAAGGGCUACAUUGGAAGGCAUGUGUCCAUAUACUGGCUUAUAUCUUGCCAUAGACAUAUUUCUCGCAAUAGCGAAGGGUUCACACGAUUUCUG